Messenger RNA from Aspergillus fumigatus Af293, 831 nucleotides. Its product is annotated as PQ loop repeat protein. The coding region runs from base 1 to 831 and encodes 276 amino acids. The transcript is spliced from 8 exons. NCBI's taxonomy places the organism in Eukaryota, Fungi, Ascomycota, Eurotiomycetes, Eurotiales, Aspergillaceae. The record is from RefSeq and is a predicted model, not a curated record.
AUGGCUGACACGGAGCAUGUCACUGUGGCGUCCAACAUUCUAGGAACUAUCGGAACGGUUCUCUGGUGCAUUCAGCUGAUCCCGCAAAUAUGGUAUAAUUGGCGACAGAAGAAGACAGACGGCCUGCCACCGUCUAUGAUGUUUCUAUGGGCUUCUUGUACGCUGCACUUGAAUUCUGCGUCGCGCAGUGCCCAUGGGAGCAUACUUGAUUCUCCAGAAAUGCUGACUUUUGUACUGCAGAAAGUGAAUAUACCGCUGCAAAUACAGCCGCAGAUAUUCGGCUUCUUUUCGCUAGUCAGCUGGGGCCAGGUCUUAUAUUAUAAUCACAACUAUAGCCAAGCCAAGGCAAUCUCCUUGGUAAUUGGCACAGCAGCACUGUUCGGUGGUCUUGAGGCGUUGCUGAUUCUCACAUUGCGAGUGUCACCUGGCCAGAUGUCGUCGUUGGCGUCGUUGCGGCUGUUCUGCUGGCUUCGGGGCUUCUACCGCCAUUGGUUCUUUUUGGCCAUUGAUACUUUGGGAGGACUCUUUUCUCUUUUUGCAUUAGCUGCGCAGGGCACAUUUGAUAUCCUCGGAGGGGUCAUGUACAUCAUAGUGGUCGUCCUGGAAGUCGGCAUCUACGCGAGCCAUAUCGUCUGGCGCUUUCGCUACCGGAAACUGCGAAAAGAAGCCAAAGCUGCUGGCGUCAGCAUUGAUGAGAUGCUGAAUAUGCGCGGGAAUGAGACUGACUGGGUGAAUGAUGCUGAGAAGAGGCCUGGCGAUAAUGAGAGUCAGAUUGCUGUGGACCAACGGCAAGUUUCAGCCGAGGUUGUAGAGCAGCCUGAAUUGAAUUAG